UUGGCAAAAAUCGUAGUUGAUAAAUUAGCUCAAAGAAAGUUUGUUUUGGUCGCAGUCCAAAUGGAUCACUCAUUUCAAUAUUGUUUUGGUCGGCUCAAAUGGUUACACAGUUAGUGUCAAACAACAAUUAUCUCAAAAGCUUAAGCUAUUGUGUAAGAAUCACAUGAAUGAUUUUAAAUUAUAAUUUCUUUCUUGUUAAUGUCAAUCAGGUUGGUCGAUCAAGCCAAUCAAAUACAAAAUUACAAUUAGGAUCAAAGCAUGACUUCUAAUUUUCUCCGCCUAGAUGACAAGCUUCCGAAGGGUUAACUGCCAUAGUCAAUGAUUGGACGGUUAACUGCCAUAGUCAAUGAUUGGACUAGAAGUGCUUAUAGUUGAUGCAUAUGCAUUGAGGAUGUCAAGGUGUUUUAUGUUCAAAUCAAUCAAAUGUAUAUAAGUAUAACAUAGUUGUUUCGGGACAGAUUUUGAUUAUAGUCUAGGCACACACUAGGAUUUGGGCGGUGAUGAAAAUAUGAUUACUUCGGAAACAUUGUGUGUGACCAUUCCUAUAUACAAAUUGGAUUCGCAGACAUAGAGACAACACCACCACCCCAACUAUAUAAUUAUGUUUGAUAGAGAAUCCUAGGGAUUUUUCAUUGUUCUUAGACAAUUAGAACUCAGGUCUUAUGUGAUGCUAAUGUGAGAUUUAGCACAUCUUAAGUGAGAAAGUCUCUUUAGAAAUGAGCUAUCAAACCACCAACCUCGUAGAUCACCUGACACAAGUUGUUUUAACUUACGCAUAGGUUUUGGGUCUUGUGAAUGCACUUUGUGUUAAUGUUAUUCAAUUCAUUGUUUUGAUUACAAAAUAAUGUAAUUAUAGAGGCUGCUCUAAAUCUAUCAGAUCUGCAACUGCCAGCUGUCAGGUGGUGAUGUCUGAAUAAAUUCUGAAUUAAGGUGGUGACUAUCACAAUCUAACAGAUACCCAACACUGUCACUGAUAAAAUCUAACACCAGCUCACUAGAUAAAUUGGUUGGCUCCACUCAGGUAUAAUAAGAAGUGUGCAUGUUUGUCCCUAAACUGAGUAAUUAAUAAUGGUUAUAAUUAUAUAAUAUAUAUACUGUAGAAUUAAUGUAAAAGUACAUUAUAAUCAUAAUAUUAACAUAUAAAGACUCAAAAACUGAUACUAGCUUACAAACUCAUGUUACAGGAGGCUUUUUUACUGUGUAUAUUAAUGUAAAAUUUUAUUAGCUUCUCAGCAAACGGGUCAAAUGAGUUUGCAUCAUGUUGUUUAAUAUAAUGAACUGAGGGAAACUCAGAUCAGAUCUCAGAUUCCAUCUUAUGAUCUUAAUCAUCAUGAUAUUAGCAAAGGAAAAGAAAAAUUCCCUCAGGUAUGCCAUAACGUGUGUGUGUGUGUGUGCGCUUUUUGUAUGUAUAUGAGAGAGAAUCCACCAUGCUAAAUUUAUGUAUAUUUAUCUUUUAGCGAGACUUUCAACAAAAUUGGUGCCUGUUUGGACGGCACAAUUCAGAGGAAUCUACUACAAUAGUAGCCUCCCCCAGUUGCUUACUUGCUUCAAGGCUCACAAGUCCAUAAAAAGCUGAGUUUUUGAAUAUCUUAAAACAAUUUAAUUCAUACAAGAUUAUUUUACUGAUUACUUGUCAAUUCUCAUGUUUAAAUCUAUUGUUAAUUGAACAAGUAUUAAAAGAAAAACUCCUCUGUUUCUUCCUAUACAGGUAUGAUCCACCGGAGGUAUUCGAGCCGGAAACAUCUACAUCGAGACUAGCUCUCCAGGAUAGAGGUUUGUUCCAUUGCAUAAGACUUGAACUCGAGACAUUUCUCAAGGAGAAUCAAUUAUGGAACACUUAAAAUAUUAUAUAUGGUGGGGCUAACUCUCCUUUAGAUGAAAAUUAAUUUGAACUGAUAUCAAAAGAUGUACUCUCACAAAAAUGAAGACAUCUAGCUACAUAAUUGAGAGUAGGAAAUUGUAACUUCAUAUGAGAAGAAUUCAAAUUUAAAUUACACAUGGGUUGAUUCAAUUAAAUAUUGGAGCCAGAUACCACAUUUGUAUAUAUAAAUGCUGAUAGGUACUCAACAACUUGAAGCGACAGUUUUCUCCCAUCAAAGAUAACUUCAAAUUAAACCCAAAGAAAUCUGCAAUAGCAUGUCUGGUUGGUCCGCUGAGAAAGCCAAGAGAGCUUAUAUCCAGGCUCUCAAAAUGGCCAAAAAGGGCAAAGAACCUGAUGUAGCUGAGUUCAUAUCUGCCCUUGCAGCAGGCAAUAAUGCACAGCUCAUGGUGGUGGCCAAUGCCGGAGUGGCUGGGCCUGCCACACUGGCGCUGGCUGCAGCCGCACACCAGACCGCUGGCCGUGCGGUGUGUGUUUGUUGCGGGGAGAAUGAAUUGCAAGCAUCAAAAAAGGCUCUGGGAGUUCAUAGACAUGGUCUUGAGUUUGUUGUGGGAGAUGCUAAGUGCCUUCUCCUAGGUGAUUACAAAGGAGCUGAUUGUGUGCUAGUAGAUUGUGACAUCACUAGUGCAAAGGAAGUUUUUGUAGCAGCAUUGAAAGGGGCUAACAAAGAUGGGGCAAUUGUGGUUGGGUAUAAUAUUAGGCACAGGGCAUCAAGGUGGAGGCAAUUGAAGGCAUCUUUUUUGCCUAUAGGAGAAGGGUUGCUAGUGACCAAAAUAGAUCCAAAUAAUGUGAAGGAUAAUGACAAUGUUGUUCAAAAAAGGAGGAGCCGUUGGAUUGUUCAAGUAGAUCAUUGUACUGGAGAGGAACACAUUUUUAGAGUCACCUCUCCACAGAAGAAAGUGCAGAUUGAAGUUUAAGGCCAUAAAUAUUGUGUAGAUCUAACUGUAUGUUAAGUUUUCAAGGCUUGAGUGUUUUUUCCCUUGUUAUCUUUGGAUUGUAAAAUAGAAUAAGAGCAAUUUGCAAUUUAGUAGUA
Messenger RNA from Lotus japonicus, 2912 nucleotides. RefSeq lists its product as uncharacterized. The transcript is spliced from 2 exons. NCBI's taxonomy places the organism in Eukaryota, Viridiplantae, Streptophyta, Magnoliopsida, Fabales, Fabaceae. The coding region runs from base 2137 to 2796 and encodes 219 amino acids. The record is from RefSeq and is a predicted model, not a curated record.